Coccomyxa subellipsoidea C-169 is the source of this 1866-nucleotide messenger RNA. RefSeq lists its product as hypothetical. The coding region runs from base 1 to 1866 and encodes 621 amino acids. Gene Ontology annotation, cellular component: site of double-strand break. The record is from RefSeq and is a predicted model, not a curated record. NCBI's taxonomy places the organism in Eukaryota, Viridiplantae, Chlorophyta, Trebouxiophyceae, Coccomyxaceae. Gene Ontology annotation, biological process: DNA double-strand break processing involved in repair via single-strand annealing; double-strand break repair via homologous recombination. The transcript is spliced from 9 exons. Gene Ontology annotation, molecular function: single-stranded DNA binding; flap-structured DNA binding; Y-form DNA binding.
AUGUCCUGCAGCUUUGAGCGGCUUCAAGUGUUGGAGACGGAGCGUUGCAAAUGGAAGGAGGAGCGACGAGUCCUGCUGGAGAAACACGAAAAGGAGCGCAUCCAGAUACACGAGGCUGCAGUGAAGGAAGCAGAGCGGCAAGCAUCAGAGUCCUUGCGGCUUGCAUCCAAGGAGCACAACACAAAACUGCAAGAACAAGCAGCCAAUCUGGCGUGCCUGCAGAAGCAAGCAGCCAAGCAUCAGCUGAAGCUUUUAGCCAAGGAUGCCCAGCUUGCAGACAUGCAGAGUCGGCUGGAUGCAAUCACAGCACAGCUGGAGGCGAUGCAGCAUGCAGCAAAGUCAUCAGCAGAAUCGCAGCAGGCGCUUGCUGCAAAAGAUGCUCAGAUUGCAGAGCUGGACAGCAAGGUGGAAGCUGCGUUGAGCUACCGGAAGAAGUGUGUGUCACUGACAGAAGAGCGCAAGCAGUUGCGUGAUCAGCUUCAGAGCCUGGGCGGCAGGCCUCUCAGCCUGAGCAAGCUCGAGACAGGCCCUUCACCUAUCGCCAGUCCCAUUGUGUCAGGCAGUGCAGAGGAGCACCAGAGUGCAGCCAACGAGCGACUUUGGGCAGCAGAGGCGAGGGCAAAGGCGGCAGAGGUAGACAGGGAUGACUUGAAGAUAUGGGUGGAGAACAUGAAGAGAUAUGUGGAGAAGAAGAAAAGGAAGCACCUAGAGGAGGAGCAUAAUUCUGAUUGGGAACCAAAUGUCAGCCCAGAAGCUGCACCCACUUCGCAGCUGCAUGCUGAGGGGAGAGUGCAGGAUGACAAGGCUGUGCAGCCGGACAGCAGUGGCCAGAGAACAGCCUUUGUUGCUCCCGAUGAUGUUGCAGCCGCGUCAGAGUUGCCGUCCACGGUACUAGCGCUGUACACCUCACUGAUUCUCGCUAAGUCGGUGGCAGACAGCGGCGGUGCAGGCGGGGGAUUGCCCAAGCGGCAGAGGACGGAGGGCGUGCUGCAGGACGCUGACAUGAACACCCUGGUCCCCAGCCAGAACUCAACAGAGGCCCAGCAGACCGUGCGCGCCUGCCAUCCAGACGCUGACGAGGCUGCAGAGGCGUACCUCAGCGUCACCCAGCUCACCGUGGACACAAGGCAGAGGCAGCAAGCUGACAGGGACAGCCAGGACAACAGCGAGAACAUCGACUGCACGCCUCAGUCCAGGAGGUCCCAACAGUGCGCCCCUGCACCUGCGCAGAGAGCUUCAGAGCCUGCAGAUGCGAUGGAGCCGGCAGAAGCAGUGCAGGGGGACGAAUGCGCAGCGUCGGGCUCGCCAGCCUGGCAGCAGAAGAGCAGGGAGAAGCAGGCCAGCGCCAAAGAGCAGCGCAGCGCGGCGGUUGGGCAGAGGGAGAUGUCGCUGCAUCUGAGCCAGCCGCAGCCGCCGGCGCCGCGCGAAGCCGCAGCGGCGCCUCCGGAGCCGGCCGGCCGGCCCAACCCGUUCAGCCGCGCAGCGCAGCAUGCGCGCGCGGCUGGGUACAAGUACAAAGAGACAGUGAGGAAGAAGGCUGAGCGGGAGGAGCUGACUGGGGUGGAGUGCGUGGACUGCAAGAAUUUUUAUGCAGCCAUUGAGACCUGGGGCGCAGUCGGCGACCUGCCUGCCUGUGGGCACGCUGUCCGAGGAGGGGCACAGCUCGGUGGCGGAGCGGAUGGACGCGGCAACGGAGCGGGCGGCCCGGCCCGUGAGCAGCUGCGGCAGGACGCGUCGCGACACCGCUACCGUUAUGAGCCGCCCGCCACUCCAGCCGGGUUCUGGGACCUUGGCUUCAUGGACUCCUUGGACUCCAGGGUGCAGCCGCAGAACUAUGGGAGAAAGGAGGACGAGGCCCGCAGCUAA